AUGAGUUUUAAAUUUAAUCCAAUUGCAUUUAUUAGUCGUCGAAGUUCGAAAGUUCAGGCUAAGAAACGCAGUGAAUCAGCUGAUCAAACAUCAUUAAGUCAGAAUGAUAGCGAUAAUGAAUUUCAGAGUCCCGUGGUCAGAUCUCGUACAAGACCUUCAAAGAAAAUCUCAUCCGGACAAGAUCCAAAAUCUUUCCCUUCAUCUUCUAUUCGAGCUCAGGUACUUGCAAGUCUCAGAAGAACUCGAAGUCCUAAUCGUAAAGCUCAUCAAAAGUCGGUCAGGGCAAUAUCUGUUCCACCAAGUACGAUUGAAAAUAAUACCUCAACCCACAUCAAUAGUACCGUUACUAGUACCACUAUUAAUGAUCAUUGUAAAGUAGCAAGUGUAGUUAGUUCAAAAUUUGGCGAACGACAAACAAAUGAAUGUGAAUCUCCAGCACCUCUAGCUCAAGAUGAUUGUUUUGAAUUAACAGAUAUGUCGGAUGUAGAAAGUGAUCCUAUGCAUAAAUCUCAAACAUUUCAGCGGUCAACAAGUGAUGAAAACAAGAAGCUAAAAACAACAAUUGGAACAAUGGAUGAUAAUGAAUCUAAUACACCGGUUGGAUCACAAUCACAAUCUCUUGAAAAUAUUAAUAUCGGGUCGAAUAAUCUAUCGUCCAGUGUACGUGAUAAUUACAAUGAUAAUAAAAAUGAAAUUGACAAAAACAUUUUAUCAACUUAUACGUAUGACAGUACAGAUUUACAAUAUGAAUCGGAAGGAGAGAAUUCGAUGGAAAAUGGGUAUGCAAUCUAUGCAAAUAAUAACAAUUAUUUUGAUGAUGAUAAAAGUGUAACAAAAUUAGUUGUUGAAUAUGAAAUCGACUAUCCUGUGAUUGAUCAUACUGAUUAUGAUGACGUCUUAUCAUUUACUAAUGAAACACCAAAGCAAUCCUCAUUAUCUAGUGAUAAUGAGGAGGAACACGAUAUAGGAGAACAAGAUGAUGAAAGUAAAAAAAGUAUUCCAAGUUCAAUGAAUCAAUCAAUCACAUCUAUAAAACAGCCAGAUAAAGAAGAGGAUGCAAACAAAGAAAAUAUACAGUGCGAUACUAGAAAUGUAUACCAAGACGAAACUGAUGAUCGGCAAUAUGUUCCUAGUCAUUCAGAAGACGAUUAUUAUAGAUAUGAUGAAGAAAAUCAACAACCACUAGUUAUAACUAUUGAGAAGGAACAAAACAUUCGAGUAAAUGAAACUAACUAUAGUAAAGAAGUACAGGAACAAGAGAAUAUUGAUCAGUAUGAAUCAAGUAAUGAAGAACUAAGUCAAGAUCCAUUUUCGCUUACUAAAUUAACUGCUUACAAUUCAGAGUGGGAAAAUAUGCGUGAUAACAGAGACACUUAUUUAACAACACCUUCAAUCAUUAUCACAUGUGCAUCUACUGAAAGCUUGAUGAAAAUAAAUAAUGAAAAUAGUUUAACACCUCCAAUGAGACCACCACCACCUCCAGUCCCUCCAUCGCCUUCUCAUUCACAAAAGAGACGUAAAAAGGAUAAACUUUUUGGGUUAGUCGAUCUUGGACCACUCCCAUCAGAUCCAGAUCCAAAUUUUCCUUUUCGUAGUCAUUUUGAAAAAAGUGUUCUACCAAAUCCCAAAAAAGCUAUACAACGUAUUUUACGUGGAGAAACUAAAGCUGAACGACGUCAAAGAAAAGAACAACAAGAAUUAAAUCGUCUACUGAAAGGUCCUAGUGAUAAAACUGAACAAAUAAUUAAACUUGAACCGUCACCACAUUCUAAAGAUUGGCAAGAAUUUCAACAGCUUACAGCAAGAAUACAAAGUACUGUUGAAGAGUCAACAAGUAAAAUAAAAGCUUUAUCCUCAGUAUACCAUACUGAUGAUAAUGCACCAACAGAUUUAAAAACUGAUUAUAUAAGACCUGAAUUAGAAUUAACCGAAAACUGGGCAAAUUUCGACCAGAUAAAAACUACUGACGAAGAAAAUUGGGCAAAUUUUGAUCAGUCCAUUGCAACAUCGAAUAAUUACACGGAAUUCAAUCCUUUAGAUACUGAUAAGAAUUGGGCUAAUUUCCAAAUAGAAAAUUUAGAUUCAGAUAACAGUAACCUUGAAAACUGGGCUGAUUUUAAUCAGACUCCAACUACUACUGAUCAGAUUACUGAUACAAGGGAAUCAGAGCAACCAGACAACUGGGCAGUUUUUGAUCAGUUACAAACUUCUGCACAGUUCAUCAAUUCUAAACCAAUCGAAAGUAUCAGUGAAAAUUGGGCAGAUUUUAAUACAUUACAAGCAGCUAAUCAAUAUCCUCCAUAUACAUCAACAGGUGACGAGAACUGGGCAAAUUUCGACUUAAUCGCAGCCAAUAAUAGUUUACCAUCUAGUAAUACAGUAGAUAUAUUCAACAAAAACACUGGUUGUACAGAGCUAAAAAGUAGUGACAAUUUGUUUGGUGAUUUUGAGAACAUAAAUACUCUCUCAGAAAAUUCAUUUGAACAGCAUUGUCAGGAAAAAACAAGUGAAGACGAAGCUCAUAAAAGAGAUCACGGAACUAUAGUGGAAAAUAUCUUCGAUCCACAUUACAUAAAAUAUAUUGAAAACCCACAAGAUUUUCAUCAGUUAGAAACUGACCAAAAGUUUCUUGAUUUUAACAACUCCUACAAAUCUCAACAUCAACCAAAGCUCUCUCAUUUAGAUACCUCAGAGAUUGUCUCCGAAUUAGGAGUGACACAAUCAAUACCUGAAAACAUAACUAACAAAUAUAAUACCCUGGAAGAUACCGACGACCUUUUUAUCAGGAAGAAUUCUAUCGAUACAUUUGAGACUCAUUACACAGUAGCUGCAGAUAAUUUGAUAGACUGUAACUAUACAGAACAUUCUGAACAAAUUGUUGAAUUUGAUCAAGCAAAACAAACUGGCAUUGGUGAACGUUUAAACGAAUCGAGUCAUCCAACAACUGAGAUUAAAAGUGAUUUUAGUCAAACAGAAUCAAGUGAUAAUUAUUUUGUUGUAGAUCGUUCAGGAACUACUGAGAAUCUAUUUGGUUGUGAUUAUCCUUUGUCUAUAGUUGGACUUUAUAGUCAAACACUUGUUGAUACUGCACAACAAAAAAUAACUGGUAAAACCAAUUUAUUUAGUUCUUCCAAAACUAUUGAAAGCAACUCUAGUUGUAACAAUCCACAAAUUGUCAUAAAAACAUAUUCAUCAGAAAGUUAUUUCUUUCUGAUUGAUAACCAAGAAAUAAUUCAAGAGAAACUCCAUACUACCGGUAGCUAUUUCAGUAAUCCACACAUUUCACAGUUAAAUUUUAAAAAUAUGGAGGCAGAUAAAUUGAAUAGAUUUAAUGAACUAGACGAUAAUGAAGUAGUUCAGUCCAACCCGAUUAUGGAUAUUUCUGAGGAAAAUUAUCAUAACGAUUAUGAUAUCGAACAUGGAAAUUAUGAACAAAAAGACGAUUUCGAUCCGAAAAUUACAGCUGAUUCAAGUUCAUCCACAUCUUCAUACGAAGAUGAUGAACAACACGCUGUUAAAGAAGAUGAAGACGAGGUAGAAGGAGAAGAAGAAGAGGAAGAAGUAGGACCAAAAGUACAUAAUGAUAUUAUCGGUGAGUAUACUUUAGGAUAUCAUCAGAAUUAUGACAAUACCGAUUAUACUGACGAAGAGGAAAUGAUGUUUACAACAAAUGCCCCGAAUAUCAAAGAUAAUAAAGAAGAGAUCAAUCCAUUUUCUAAUGAUAAUUUCGAAGGUAUAUCAUCAAUUACAACAACAACAAUAGAAAAUAAAAAUAGUUCAAAUCUAAUUGAACGUAAAACAAGCAUAGAUGAUUUAAAAACUAUAGCUAGACCACGUGUUAAACCAGUUAGACAAGAAACUUUAUCAGGUAAUAAUCCGUUCCGUAAACGUUCAGAUAUUGAUGAACCUGAUAUGUUAAACAUUGAUCCUCAUAUUACUGAUACUGCUGACAUUCCAACCGAUGAAUUAACACGUAUAGCAUCUGCAAUUAAAUUAAUUAGUCCACAGAAUAAAAUAAGUCUUCAUAGUAAAAUAAAAGAUAGUUUUGAUAGCAAUACUAGUGAAUCAUUUAAUGGAGAAGUUGAGGAAUCAAAAGUUGAGCUACAAAAUUCUGAAAUAAUACAAACAAUUGAAAAUGUAAAUGUCAAUUUAGAUGGUUUUGAUCCACUGCAAACUAUUUAUCCGGAUAGUGAAGAUGAGAAUUCAUCUCAUUCAAAUGAAUCAAGAACACUACACAUUACAAUAAAUCAAGAUCAACAACAAAAUACUGCUUUGAAAUUGAAACCAACGGUAGAAUCAACAGAUAAUGAUAAUAAAUUACCAAUCACUAUACAACCUCCACCACAACAGUCAAAAUCAAUAAAUAUUCUUGAUUUAAGUAUUGAAUCGAUUAGUAAUGAAGAAAAUAAAAUGAUAUCAAAAGGGAAUAAUCGUUCUACUGAUGAAAAAAAUGCUAAUAUUUCUCCGACUACACCUCCUGGAUGGGUAGACUUCUUUGAUGAUGACGAUGAUAAUAAUGGUAAUAAUAAUAAUUGUGAUAACAAUGCUUUAUCAAAUUUUACCUCAUUUAAACUUGAUAAAGAUGUUGUUGAUAAAGCAUUUGAAAUUCAGUUGGAACAAGAAGACGAAAAUAACAGAAGUAAACCAGAAUCAGCUUAUCCGGAACCCCCAAGACCGGAAACACCAGAUCCAGAAUUGGAUAUACCAUUUCAUCCAUUUGUUAAUACAGAAGAUACUUGGCGUUUAUGGUUAAGAUAUCCAGAGAAGAAAACACGUGUUAAACAAAUUAGCAAGUAUACAACAGAUAGAUAUUGGCGUGAAGUAGCCGUAAGACUAAUUGAAGAACAUGGUCGGAAAGUAGUAGCUCUUCAUGAAAUUAUUGAGAAUACAGAUGAAAUUUCACCUGAACCAUAUAGAACUGUACGUAUUGAGCCAUAUAUGCAGUUGUCUAGAGAAAAAUUACAACAAUAUGAUAAGUAUGGUAAACUACAUGUUUUUAAAUUAAAUCAUGUUUCUUAUAAAGAAUUAGUUGGAAUGAGACCGGAGAAAUUUUCAAUAAAAAAUUUACAAAAUUUAGUUACCCAUAAGCCUAAACAAAAUAUCACACUAGAUCAUAUACCAAUAUAUACAGAAAUAUUAAAAUUUGGUUCAUUAGAUCAGGCAAGAAUUCGUAGAUUGAUGCCGGUGUUUGAAGAUGCUUUAAUGAAAAUACCAUCACAUAAAGAUACAUCAUUAAAUUAUAGUCGUGAAGAGGUUUGCUGUUAUGUUGUUGAUGAAUAUGAAGGUAAAUUAAAUGUACAUGGGACCAUUUUAGAGCAGAAAGCACGUACUCGAAUAUUCUGCACAGCGUUUGUUAAUGGUGGUCCACAUAUAGUACUUGGACUAAAUGAUAAAUGGCGUUUUGGUCGCGAGGUUGUCAGACGUUCUGAUAUAUUACCAGUAAUGCACGAUGAAUGGAUAAAUAUACAAAAACCAGAAUUUCAUUCAUGCGUACAAAUGGAUGAAUACGAAAAAGAUCAUAUGUUACAAUUCUAUCCAUUAGACGGCUGUCGAUUUGAAUUAUUAAGAUUUCGUGUUAGCCUACGUGGGAACAGAGAAUUACCAAUGCAAGUUAAAGUCACAUAUACGAUUGAUGGACGCCGAGUCUCGAUGAGGUGUGAUUUACUGGUACCAGGCUAUUUUAGUGCUAGUAAACGAUCUGGUGCAGUACCGUGUGAAAAAGUUGAAAUACACAUUCCUUUUCCAGAAGAAUGGAUAUAUCACUUAAGAGUUGAAAAGCAUCAUAAAUAUGGUUCUGUACAUUCUACAUUACGUAAGCCAGGUAAAAUUAAAGGUCUAGAAAGGAUCACACAAAUGGCUCAAAGUUUAUUACCACCAAGCAUGUUGGAAGCAAGUAUCGGUGUUGCAAAAUAUGAACAUUUAUAUAAGGCUAUUGUAUGGCGUAUACCAAGAGUACCAGAAAAAUCGGAAGCAUCAUUUCGUCCACAUCUAUUAACCUGCAAUUUAGUAUUAGCUCCACACGAUACAGUACCUGAAUGGGAAACUUUAAUUCCAUACUGCCAGAUUGAAUAUACUAUGCCGUCAAGUACAGUAUCUGGCGCGACUGUACGUUCAAUUAGCGUAGAGCACACAGGUAAUGUGGAGAAAUUUGUAAAAUAUCUUACCAAAUAUAAGUAUACAAUGGAUAUCGACUAUCAGUUAGGUAGUCGUAAAGAGCCAGUUUUGAAAUCCCUUCUAGAUGAAAAUACAUCUAGUUUAUAUGAAACAUCAGAUGAACAAACACCAUCAAAUCGAACAUAUGAAAAAAAUACUUCAAAUAAUAACAUCACUGAUAAUAACAAUAAUCACUCAAUGAAAUCAGAAGAACAUGAUCGUGUCAACAACAUAACGACAGUUAUUUCUGAUGAAGCAGAAACAAACCAGACAGCACCUACAGAAUUUGGUGAUCUUUUAGGUUUGGGUUCAGAGUUUGAUAUAAUGUCUGAUGUUCGAUCAGAACAAUCUAAGUCUAGUAAUACUGAUAACAUUUUUUAA
Messenger RNA from Schistosoma mattheei, 6534 nucleotides. NCBI's taxonomy places the organism in Eukaryota, Metazoa, Platyhelminthes, Trematoda, Strigeidida, Schistosomatidae. The record is from the annotation of a GenBank genome assembly.